Messenger RNA from Drosophila simulans, 952 nucleotides. RefSeq lists its product as uncharacterized. Bases 112 to 789 code for a protein of 225 amino acids. The record is from RefSeq and is a predicted model, not a curated record. Gene Ontology annotation, molecular function: calcium ion binding. NCBI's taxonomy places the organism in Eukaryota, Metazoa, Arthropoda, Insecta, Diptera, Drosophilidae. The transcript is spliced from 3 exons.
ACUAGACAUAUCCAUUCAAUCAUUAUAACUCCUCGAUUGAUCAUCAAACAAUAUCCUAUAUCCAGUCGUAAAUCAAAGUAAAGAGUAAAUCACCGCGAGCUUACGUGAGCCAUGGAAAACCUAGACUCCACUGUCGAUAGCACCGAGAACAGCAAGUUCUCGGCCCUGUAUGGCGGAUUGAUCAAGGAGAUCGCUGCAACCUCGAAAAUGUCCACCUUGGACAUCACCUGUUUGCUUUGCGUUUACUACAAGUUCGUCAGGUUCAACGGACCUGCAGCCAAGCAGAUGAAGAAGAAUCAGUUCUACCAGAUCUACUUGGUGCUCUUCAACGUGGCCAAUGUUCAGGUGAUUGAACGCUCCCUUCUGGCCAUCACCAAGGAUACCAAGUACGUGAGUCCCCGUGCCUGGGUGGAUCUCUUUGAGCUGUAUACCACAGAGGAUCUGGAGCGCCGUAUGAAGUUUGCCUUCGAAGUUUAUGACACCAAGAACACCGGAGUUAUCGAUCGCGAGCAGGUGGGCGUGGCAUGCGAGAAAUUCUUCCACGAAGGCGACGACGAGGAUGAACUAAUUGAGCUCAGAGCUGACAUGACUGAAUUUAUUAUGAAGAAGUUUGAUGUGGACAAGGAUGGAGUCAUUUCGUUUGAGGACUACUCCUCGGUUGUUUCCCAACAGCCCGUUUUGGUUGAGUUCUUGGGCUGGCUAUUUCCAUCGAACGAAGAAAGGGAUCUCAUGGCCCAUGUUAUCAACAUGGACUCCAUGCUCAAUUAUUGUAACCCAGACGCAAAAUAGGCUUGUCAUUUGAUUAAGCUUGAUCACAAUGAAUGAGGACCAAAUGGAUGCCGCAAAAGUAGUUGCUCAAAAUUUUUGUAUGAUUACAAAUUCAUAAUUUUUAUAAGCAUGAUAUAUCAAAUUUCCACCAACACAUUGAAAAUAAAGCAAAUGUUUCGCGUGA